This is a messenger RNA of Acanthamoeba castellanii str. Neff, 474 nucleotides long. RefSeq names its product Calciumbinding protein NCSA, putative. The record is from RefSeq and is a predicted model, not a curated record. Bases 1 to 474 code for a protein of 157 amino acids. Lineage: Eukaryota; Discosea; Longamoebia; Acanthamoebidae. The transcript is spliced from 2 exons. Gene Ontology annotation, molecular function: calcium ion binding.
AUGUACAAACAGUUCAGAAAGGAGACGCCGCAGGGAGUAAUCAGCAAAACCGAAUUCAAGGAGGUCAUGAAGCAGAUGGGCGUCGUGGACAACUUUCUUCAGGACCUCAUCUUCAACGUCUUCGACACCAACAAGGAUGGAACCAUCAAUUUCCAAGAGUUCGUCGCUGCCCUCUCGGUGAUGACGCGCGGCACUCCCGAUGAGAAGCUUGAAUUCGCGUUCCACAUGUUUGACGUGCAUGGUGCGGGUGUCAUCACGAAGGAGGACGUGACGAAGGUGCUCGAUUCGUUCUACAAGCUCGUCGGCCCGUUGGUGACCUUCUCCGGCAAGAAGUACGAGUCGCACGAGCAGCUGGUGGAGGAGUUCUUCGAGCAGAUGGACUCCAACGGAACGGGCCGGAUCACCAUCAAGGAGUACAAGGACGGCGCCAUGAAGAAUCCCGACAUCAUCCAGGGCCUCAAGCUCUUCUCCUGA